Molecule: messenger RNA, 2004 nt
Organism: Strongylocentrotus purpuratus (purple sea urchin)
Lineage: Eukaryota; Metazoa; Echinodermata; Echinoidea; Camarodonta; Strongylocentrotidae
Product: regucalcin
Exons: 7
Coding region: 248-1147 (299 amino acids)
Biological process (GO): L-ascorbic acid biosynthetic process
Molecular function (GO): gluconolactonase activity; enzyme regulator activity; calcium ion binding
Source: RefSeq, a predicted model, not a curated record
CAUGGCAGUGCGGCUCUCUUUGUGGGUGAAAUAUCACUUCGACCUACGUACAUAUGACCAUGUGCAUUCGACUUUGGUUUGUUAUUAUCAUGAUUAUCAAAGCUGAAUAUAUAGCGCCGUUUUGCUUACCCAUCCUAAGCUAGAGUGCACAUAUUCAGGUGAUAACAAUAGUGUUUGCUUGCUCUGUCUGCUUGGAAGCUGGGGAACUGCCUUUGCCGUGACUUGUUAGGGGAAUCACUGUGACGUCAUGUCUGUCGAGGUAGUUCAGAAGAAUAUGGGGUAUCUCUUGGAAGGCCCCCAUUGGGAUGACGUCACAAAUACACUUCUCUAUAUCGACAUCUAUGGCAAGCUUGUCCAUAGCUUCAACCCAGUGACUAAGGAGGCCAAAAAGGUUAUGGUCCAUGAUCAAGUUGGAGCGGUUGUCACUACAUCUAGCGGGAGAACCUUAGUGAGCGUUGGUCGCGAGAUUGGCCUCGUCGACUGGGAGACGGGAACAUUCGAAAGACUGCUUGAAAUCGAUAUGAAAGAGGGGACCAGGUUCAACGAUUGCAAAUGUGACCCAGCGGGAAGAUUCUGGGCAGGAACGAUGGCUAUUCAGGAUCCCACGAAAAGUUCUGCAGAGACCGAGAAAGGACAGGGCUCCCUCUUCUGUUUGCAUCAUGACAAGAAACUUAAUGAGUGCGUGCAGAAUGUGGAUAUUUCAAAUGGUUUGGCCUGGUCCAGCGAUCGCAAAACAAUGUAUUACAUCGAUUCGCUGACGUAUGGAGUGGAUGCUUUUGACUACAACAUCAAAACCGGUGAAAUUGCAAACAGACGGCAGGUCAUCAAGGUCUCUCAGUCAGACGGUAUCCCGGAUGGCAUGUGUAUCGAUACCGAGGAUAUGCUGUGGGUAGCCAUGUUUGAUGGAUGGUCCGUUAACAGAUAUAACCCUAAAACAGGUGAAAAACUUCGAUCCAUCAAAUUCCCAACCAAGAACAUCACAAGCUGCUGUUGGGGCGGGGCCAAUCGUGACGAACUCUACGUGACGUGUGCAAAACAUUUUCUGAAUGCAGACGAACUCGAAGUACAGGAUACUGCUGGCUCACUCUUCCGGGUCACUGACCUUGGGGUCACAGGGGUCAAGUGUGACGUAUUUAAAGAUAUUUAAUGGUGCUUUGCAUACCUUAUAGGUUUAACAUGCCCAGAAUAGGUGCUCCGAUAUUUUGCUCCUGGUCUUAUUUCAUUAGAUAUGUAUAUGUUAUGAGUUAGGCUAAGAGUAAGGAUUAGAACGUUUAUUUUUCUUCAAAUAAAGUCUUCAUUCCAUUUUCCUCAAAGCAAUAACCAGUGUAUAAGAAAAUGUACAAAAUGAUGGAUACGUUAAUGUGACAAAGUAAGGUACAAUGAAAGCAAAACAAGAUUCUAGUAUUUAGGCCUUGAUAAGUUGGACUUGCCUCUGUCUAUCAAGACAUAGAAUAAAUCUUUCUUGUUGCGCAUAGACUGUUCAACUUCAUAAUUAUAUUUUAAUUUCUUUUGAAAUCAUGGAACCGAUAAAGAUCCCUUCAAACAUCUAAUUGAGUAUAUAUAUAUAUAUAUAUAUACUUUUUUGCAUACAAACUAAUGAAAUUAAACGAGGAAUAAUUUCCAUCUUGGAUGCCAAAGAUGAGAUUAUUAAAUGUUAACUUCUGAACAAACGUCCAUAAAUCCAAAUGGGAUACACCUUUCAUGACAACAAUUUCCAAUCUGUCGGUAAUCUAAAUGUUGAUGGCGUCACCUUUCAACGUGAACCUGUCAAUAAUAUGAAUAUUCAUGACGUCUAACUCGUUCACAAUCUGAAUAUUCAUGACGUCUAACUUGUCGACAAUCUGAAUGUUUAUUCGUGACUUUCAUUCAUAACCUGUCGACAAUGUUAUUCUCCAUCUGAGUGCAUCAAGAUAUCCCUUUAUAAAGAUGUUUCGUAACCUUAAAAAUAUGUUUGUUACAUCGACAAAGAAAUAUAAAACAUGAUAUUUUUUAUAUUCUUAUCAC